Messenger RNA from Ostreobium quekettii, 2022 nucleotides. NCBI's taxonomy places the organism in Eukaryota, Viridiplantae, Chlorophyta, Ulvophyceae, Bryopsidales, Ostreobiaceae. The record is from the annotation of a GenBank genome assembly.
AUGGCGGGGAUGGCGGGCGUGGGAGAGGAAGAGGCCGGGCUGCACGCCCGCCUGGGGGCCCUCCAGCAGGACGCGUCGACCCUCAUCAAUAGCCUCGCGGGCCUGGGGGCGCCCGGCACUGGGGGCGAGAGCGAGGACCUGACGCGCCGAGUCAAGCAGGACCUGGAGCGAAUGCGCGCCUGCCUGCGGGACCUGGAGCUCUAUGCCGAGGAGCAGGAGACGGAUGAGGCAACAGCACAGGUGGCAUUGUGGCUGAAAGAACACAAAACAACAUAUGAGAGGGUAUCUCAGUCAUUUGCUGCAGCCAUAUUGCAGGCGAAGAAGAACUCACAAAGAGCUUGGCAGGAGGAGCGCCAAGCAUUGCUGGGGGCCAGAGCAGCUGGAACAGUCCCACCAACGUUCAGGAAUAAGCAGGAAGCUGCACGAGGUGCACAGGAUGUGACGGAAAGUUUAAGGCGUACAAGAGAAAUGAUGGCGCAACAGAUUGCCUUGACGGGAAGCUCAUUGGAGGUCAUAGACUCCAGCACAAGGGACCUCAAAAAAGCGCAACGAGAACUGCAGUCGCAUCGUGGACUCUUUGCGAAGUCAAGGCGGCUUCUGAACACAAUGUCAUGGCAUGACGUCCUGGACAAGAUUGUUCUGUGGGGCGGGGUGUUGCUCUUCACUAUUGUCGUCCUGUACAUCACUCAGAAGAGAGUGUUGGGACUCACGCCAGGUUUUGUGAAGGAACAAGCUUCACGGAUGUUCUGGUUCACGUUGUCCUCAAUCUCACACUUGCCAUCACAUCUGGGCAAUCUUGUAAGUCAGGGCCCAGCAUCUGGAGGUGUGCAAACGCCGUCGCAUCGCACUGAACGCCCGUUGGAAUCUGCGAACGUGGCCACAUUUGGAUCCGGCUCCCAGCCAGAUACAGGAAGGGGAGCAGAUGCUGCUGAGCAACGGGAUGGCAUGGACUCAUCUGUGGAUGUCUUGCAUCCAGAAGAGGAGAACAGGGCCGCUAAUAUGGCACAAGUGGAGCCACCCCACAGAGACGCAGUUGAUCUAGAUGGUAGGGAGAAAACGGAGGCAGAUUUGGAGGAAACUGACAGUGCAACACUGGAGAGUGCAGAUGGUGCAGAAGGCGGGGAAGACAACGAAGCGGGCACUGCAGCUGCGGGAAACGUCGAAGGCGUCGACGACAACCCCGUUGGGAAAGGCUCAACACCAGAGGCUGAUGACGCCAAUGGUGAUGCGGAGCUUCAGGGCGGUGGAGCAGCGCCUCAGCUCACGAAUAACGACGAUUGGGAGGAUGCCGCAAUGUCUGAGUCUGAGAGCUUGGAAGAUACUGACACCGUGUCAGUGCAUGAGGACGACCAUCUCGUUGAAGGCUCGACGCCAAAGGCUGAUAUUGUGAGCAGUGGAGUACAAGAUUCGGACAGUGGCGCAGCGUCUCAGCUACAAAAUAGUGACGACCGGCGGCAUUCAGGAAAAGAAUCAGAUCCACGGCUUGAGGACACCGACACCGCCUCACUGUUUGAGGACGACGCAUCAGAGGGUGGUAAUGCGAUAAUUGACAGCCACGGCGUCGUAGAUCGUGAGAUGCCAGUUGAAGCGGAAGAGGGGAGGAACGGCGAAAAUGAGGCCCCGUCAUUGGAGGAUGCAGAAUCUGGAGAAACUCCUGAUGGCCGCAGUCAGCAGCUGGCGGCGGAUGCCAGCAAUGAGUUGCCACAUGCAGGAGAUGUGGCCGAAGUGGGGGAUGCUGAUACUGGUGCAGCUCUAGAGAAAAGCGUGCCUGAUGGGGCAGACUGCGCCAAUCCGCAGGAAUGUGGCAACGACGGCGACGGGAGGUUGGGUGAGGACGACCCAUAUGGGGUGGAAGGUGGCAGGAGAGACGACGGAGUUCAAGCAUCUCCGUAUGGCGUCCGUGAUGCCAAAGAACCGAAUGCACUAGCAGGAGCACAGGAAGACGUUGGGGCUGUGGGGGACGAUAAUGUGAACACAGGGCCGACUAUCGAUGAGCAAGGUCGAAAACACGACGAGUUGUAA